Molecule: messenger RNA, 930 nt
Organism: Chaetomium strumarium
Lineage: Eukaryota; Fungi; Ascomycota; Sordariomycetes; Sordariales; Chaetomiaceae
Exons: 1
Source: RefSeq, a predicted model, not a curated record
GCCAUCGUGCCAAGGCCGCUAGGUACCUAGUACUUGUACCUUCGUACACGGUACCACUGUUCCGCUUCCUUAUCUUAUCACCACAUGACUGACUUGUUUCUGAAUUCUGAACCAUCGAACUUCGUUCCGGUUGUCUCGUUUGUUGACAUGGGGACUUACAUAGGUAGGGCAAUCAGUUGCUGAGGGGCCCGCAUUGCUGUAACCAAGAAAGGAGUAUUGAGUUGUCGCUCUAGUUACUGCCUCUCUGCCCUCUGCAUGCUCAUGCGUACCUAUAUUGAAUCGUGGAUAUCUCCCCUGUUGGUGGUUGUGCUCACCAUCUUUGACCUCCAUCUCUCUUGUUAUAUCACCACUAUCUCAGGUGAAGUUAACAACUGGGACGCCUUCUCAACCCGACCACCCCUUGCCCGAUCAUCGCCUACCAACACACCCAUGACAGCUUGCUUCGCUUACGCGGUAGACAAGGGCGUCGUUGCAAAGAGAGGAAGGGACAGCAUCUCAAUACGGAAUACUGACUGAGACUUCUCAACGCUUAUUGUUCUGCCUAUGCGACCAAGCGAGGGACUCCUUUGUGCUGAAUCCAUUCCGAGGCCCCUUGUUGGUCACCCACCGUCAGUUACUGCACAAUUACCCGGGACGCUCCGGCCUUCAGCUUAUGUGACUCAGAAACGGCAAGAGUCGUCCACCGUUUAGGGUUUGGACCGCAAGCAGAUAUCAAGGCCUCUGUGACCGUCCGGCAGUGUGUUGUGAACCGCUAAACGAACUCCAAGGCGAUGAGGUAUGUGAAUAGGGGCAGUUGGCGAGAGCACCUGCUGAAUGAGAAGGUCGACAUACUGUGGGAUUUAUUACCAAUCAGGAUUUACAGCGGCCAUUCACGAACAAACUUGUACUUGUAUGUAUGUACAAUCCAAUACAAUACAAUACAUACCUGGU